Trichophyton verrucosum HKI 0517 is the source of this 516-nucleotide messenger RNA. RefSeq lists its product as uncharacterized. The record is from RefSeq and is a predicted model, not a curated record. The transcript is spliced from 2 exons. The coding region runs from base 1 to 516 and encodes 171 amino acids. NCBI's taxonomy places the organism in Eukaryota, Fungi, Ascomycota, Eurotiomycetes, Onygenales, Arthrodermataceae.
AUGCUACUCGAUAUCAAGCCUCUGGUCGAUAUCUUGUUCAAACGAAGAUUAUCAGCCAGUGUUGAUGAACUCAAGCUCUCCCAAGGCGCCAGAGGAUGGCAUCAUACCGGAUUCGACAAGCUUCUUUUGCUGUUCUACGUGUGGCAGGGCCUGCGAGCCUCUUUUCCCUUCCUUCUCCAACCCCCGUGUAUCCAAAGUAUAUAUAUACGGCCUGUUUUGAGUCAAGCAAGGCCCGAGAGGCGAAUCUCUCCCAUGGCCCCGAUCCAGUCAGUCAGUCCUCUUCAAGGGGAGGAGACCAGUGAUGCUGGUGAGGGAUCCACUCAAUACGAUGAGGAUAACUAUACGAUCAGACCUCCCAGUGGUAUGGGCGGUCUGCAGAAAUGGAGAGAGAAAGAUGCCAAAGAAGAAAGGGCAAAAGAAAAGAAACAUCUCAGGCGAGAGAGAUGGGGUUUGACAGCCACUUUCCCCGACCCCGUACGAGCUCAUCCGCCAGCUAUUACGACAUCGUACAGAUGA